Messenger RNA from Trichoderma breve, 3207 nucleotides. Its product is annotated as OPT oligopeptide transporter protein domain-containing protein. Gene Ontology annotation, biological process: transmembrane transport. NCBI's taxonomy places the organism in Eukaryota, Fungi, Ascomycota, Sordariomycetes, Hypocreales, Hypocreaceae. Bases 1 to 3207 code for a protein of 1068 amino acids. The record is from RefSeq and is a predicted model, not a curated record. Gene Ontology annotation, molecular function: oligopeptide transmembrane transporter activity. The transcript has 2 exons.
AUGGGUCGAGCCAGCGAAUCCAGAGAAUCCAGAGAAUCCAGGACUUCAAGCUCCCCGGCCAGCGAUUCCUUUCCGCGGCAGCAUGGCGUUGCCCUGCAGAAUCUGGCACGAACAACAAGGGAAUCACAAGCAGUAGCACCAGCAGCGCCAACGUCAUCCGUCACCUCACCACCAGCCGCUGUCUCAGUCUCCUCAGCCUCGGUCUCAGUCUCAGUCCCGGGCUCUCCAACAACCACAGGGAUCCCCGUCCCACAACCUCAAUCCCAAUCCCGUCCCCAUUCCCGCUCUUCGACUACUUCGACUACUUCAUCUCUUUCUCUCCCCCCUCCUCUCUCUUCCUCCAUCCAGCAUGAUCGCUUCCCUGGGCGUCAAGAGGCUGUAGCCCAGCCUGCUGCGUCUGCUGCCAUGGCCUCCUCCAGCAAAGCCUCCAGCAGGGCGACGAGAACAUCAGCAACAGCUUCAGCAACAGCAACAGCAGUAGCAACGCCGCCGCUGCUCUUCGCCGAUGGCCGUCGAUCCGACUCGUCGCCCUACGGCUCCACGGCCAUGACCCCGAACCGCAGCCAGUCCCCCUCCGGGUCCGGCUCCGGCUCCGAUUCCAGCAACCGUGGGCUUCGCCUCGCCCGUUCAACCAGCCGGGGCGAGGUCUCCAGACGAUCCUUUGCUUCCCGGCGCUCGUCUCGCAGGUCCGGGAGCUUCGAUGGCGCGGCGCUGGUCUCCGGUGUCGAGGGCCGGUUUGGCAUGCCCGAGGCUCUUCUGUCAACCGUUGUGCUCGACGACGACAUCUCCGAGGACGGGCCGCUGCUCGACGGAGCUUCUUCCUCGACCGAGAUCCCCGACCAAGAUGCCGACGAGAACUCGCCCAACGAAGCCGUGCGAGCCUCUGUGUCACCAAUUGACGAUACGACUCUAUCUAUAAACACGCCGCGCAUGUGGUGCUUGUCCAUACUCUUCUCCAUCCUUGGCUCCUCCACCAAUCUGUUUUUUUCUUUGAGAUACCCCAGCGUUGCCAUUACUCCCGUCAUUGCGCUGUUACUCGUCCACCCUCUGGGCCAUUUAUGGGAUUAUUUGUUGAAGCGGUCGUACGACCCCGAGGAGGAGUUCACCGACGGUGUACGGACCGCCAUCUCGUCGCAUAGCCAUGACGGUCAUGGCCAAAAGAAGCGGCUCGACUCCCUACGUCUGUGGCUGGCCCAGGGCAGGUGGAAUGAAAAGGAGCACACAUGUGUCUAUGUGAGCAGUAAUGUUGCCUUUGGCUUCGCCUUCGCCACGGAUGUCAUUGUCGAGCAGACACAAUUCUACAAUCAAGAGGCGCCCAUUGCCUACCAGCUACUAUUGACGAUAUCGACGCAGAUUCUUGGCUACGGCUUCGCGGGAAUGGCUCGCCGCUUCUUGGUUCGCCCCAGCGGCAUGGUGUGGCCCGGCACUCUCAUGUCUGCCGCCAUGUUUUCCACCCUCCAUAAGCAGGAGAACAAGCCGGCCAAUGGCUGGACUAUCAGUCGUUGGAAGUUCUUCUACAUCAUCUGGACCUGUGCCUCAAUCUUUUACUUCCUGCCUGGUCUCUUGAUGCCCGCUCUCAGCUACUUCAAUGUCAUUACCUGGUUUGCGCCCAAGAGCGUCGUUCUUGCAAACCUGUUCGGCGUGUCCUCCGGCCUUGGUCUCUUUCCCAUGACCUUUGACUGGGCCCAAAUCACAUAUGUCGGCUCACCUCUCUUGGUACCUUUUUGGGCUGCCAUGAAUGUCGUUGGUGGUCUAGCCAUCGUCAUGUGGAUAAUAGCACCACUGUUCUACUACAGCAAUGUGCUCUACUCCUCUUAUAUGCCCAUCCUUUCUACAGCCGUCUUCGACAACACGGGCAAAGUCUACGACGUCAGCAAAAUCCUCACUCCAGACUUUCUCUUCGAUCGGGAAGCAUACUCAAACUAUAGCCGCGUGUUCUUGCCAGUCACGUAUAUGCUCAGCUACGGCGUUCAAUUCGCCGGCCUCGCUGCUCUCUUGACACACACCCUAUGCUGGCACGGCCAAGACAUUUGGCACACAUGGAAGAAAUCGCUAGUCGAGGCGAGAGGACAAGGCAAGGAAGGCUAUCAGCAAGUCUCUGACUCCCCCGACCCUUCAUCAGCCACCGCCGCACAGUCAGAAGGAACUCCCCGUGUAUCAAUGUCGGGAUCCCAUAUCGAAGGCCUCAUGAGCCACGAGGAUAUCCACAGCCGCCUUAUGAAGCGCUACAAAGAUGCCCCCAUUAGCUGGUACUUUGCCACCUUUGUCUCCAUGGCAGCCAUUGGCAUCUUUGUCGUUGAAUACUAUCCUGUCCACCUCCCCUGGUACGGCCUUCUCCUCGCCCUGGCAAUCGGCGCCAUCUUCUUCAUCCCCAACGGCAUCAUCAUGGCCAUCACCAAUCAGCACAGCAGCAUCUACCUCAUCUGCCAGCUCAUCUGCGGUGUCGCCUUCCCCGGCCGCCCCAUCGCCAACAUGGUCUUCGUCACCUACGGCUACAUCUCCUCGGCGCAGGGCAUCAAGUUCGCCUCCGACCUCAAGCUCGGCCACUACAUGAAGAUCCCGCCGCGCAUCAUGUUCUCCGUCCAGAUCGUUGCCACGCUCGUCUCCUCCGUCACCCAGAUCGGCGUCCUCAACUGGAUGUUUGCCAACGUCAAGGGCAUCUGCACCCCCGAGGCCGUCAACGGCUUCACCUGCCCCAUCGCUCGCGUCCACUUCAACGGCUCCAUCCUCUGGGGCGUCGUCGGGCCCGGCGAGUUCUUUGGCGCCCGCGCGAUAUACCGCUCCUUAGUAUGGUGCUUCCCGCUCGGCGCAAUCCUGCCCAUCCCCCUCUGGCUCUACUCCCGCCAUAAGAAGCACAGCCUCUUUCGCAAGGUCAACCUCCCCGUCAUCUUCGGCGCCAUGGGCUGGAUCCCGCCCGCCACGGGCCUCAACUUCUCCGUCUGGGCCCUCGUCUGCUUCUUCUUCAACUACCUCAUCAAGCGCCGCGCAAACGCCUGGUGGGGCAAGUACACCAUGACCCUCAGCGCCGCCCUCGACUCGGGCCUCGCGUUCGGCAUCGUCAUUGUCUUCUUCGUCUUCAUAUACCCCGGCUGGAUGAAGGGCUUCAGCUGGUGGGGGACCGAGGUGUACAAGCAGGGCUGCGACUGGCAGGCUUGCUCGUUCAGAACCGUUGACGACGGUGAGCAUUUUGGACCUGAUUCUUGGUGA